UUAAAAAGUCAAGCUUGCAGAGCAAGAAGCGGCGAGAUCUAGAGAGCCAGAAAAGGAAAGACAAGAGAAGAAACAGGUCCACAUUUGGCCCCUUUUCCAAUCCUCUUUUCCUCUCAGGAAACACAUCCUGUUGCUGGCUGACUUUGGUGGCCAGCGUGUUUGUUGCACAUGGGAGAGAGGACUUUAGCAAACGCCCCCUGGUCUCCAGACAAAAGAAUCCACCAAGCUCUGACGUCUAUGACAGGAUUUUUUCUUAUAGACGCUCGCACACACACAAACAUUUUUUUAAACUGAUCCUGGAGGAGGGUGCUGCCUCUUCAGAGCCUGCUGCAUGUGCAAACUGAAGCCCUGGACCAUGAAGAACAGCAACUCUCCCCCAUUUCAACUCUGACCUAAAGCGUUUGCAGAAUGCAUGUGCAACGUGAGAGCACAUGAGAGACACAGAGAGAGAGAGAAGUGGGCAAGACAAGAGAAAGAAGGAGCAGGAGGCGGACUGGAGGACUUCUUGUUCCAGUCAGACAGCGGAGAAACUCCAAGUCUAUGCAAAGUCUGCAGCAAGUCAGCGCCUAGCAACACUGUCCCAAACAAUCUUUUUAUUUUUGAUUUAUAAUUUAAAAAAUGGUGUUGCACUGCCACGGAAAAGCAAGAAACUAAAAAAAAGGCUUCACAAAGACGUCAAAAAAAGUGCAAAAGUUGAAAUCCAGGCAAAGUUAAGCAAAGGUUGAGAUCCAAGAGUCAAGCUGCAGCCAGUGGAAUGGACCCAGGUGCGAUUUGGAUCAAUCCCCACGUACCCGCAGCGCUGUCUGAGGAGGAGGGCUGAGGGUCUGCCACCACGACAACCAACUCCUGAAUGAGGAUGAAUGGAGAUGUUCUUUAGGUAAAGCAACACUCCUGUUACAUCGUCUGAGUGAUCUGUAACAGCAGCAAGUUCACAGCUGGAAGAAGAGGAGGUCGUGGAGGCGAGCCAGGGGUCGCAGAGCACCGCCAACGGCUCUGGCCCGGAGGACGGGAGCGGGCGGUACGCCGAGGAGGGACACCACGGAGGGGGAGAAGUGGCGGGCGUCGGGCGUCGCAUGGCCGUCCAGAGGCUGGUGGCGGCGGCGGUGGUGGUAGCCCUGCUGUCCUUGGUCCUAAACAAUGUGGCAGCUUUCACCCCAAGCUGGGUCCUGCAAGCCCUGGAGGAAGGACGUAAGAGGAGUGUGGGACUGUGGAGAAUGUGCCCCAUUAGUGUGGAAAAGGGCCGAGAUGAUCUCCAGGGUGCAAGUAAAGUGCACGGGACUCAGAGGCAGUGUGAGAACCUCGGAUGGGGAUCCGAGUAUGCAGGCUCCCAAGAAUCCCGCAGCACCGUUAAAUUGCAGUUCAACAUGAUGCGGGCGUGCAACCUGAUAGCGACGGUGGCCCUGACUGCCGGGCAGCUCAUCUUCCUCCUCGGCCUGAUGGAGUUGCCCUUCAUCACACAAGAGUCCCAGUGGUGGGAGGAAGCCAUCGCUGCACUCUUCCAGCUAGCUAGUUUUGUGCUGGUGAUUGGACUAGUUACCUUCUACAGGAUCGGGCCCUACACACACCUGUCCUACUCCUGCUACGUGAACAUUGCAGCGUGCCUGCUGGCCACCAUGGCAGCGGCCAUGCUCAUCUGGAACAUUUUACACCGGCGGGAUGACUGCCUCGCUCCACGAGUUAUAAUCUUCCGUCCCUCCCUGGCGUCGCCGUUUCAUCCGCGUCUGGACAACGACUACGUGGAGUCACCAUGCUGAGUCCCAAGACCUCCACGUGAAGCCAGGCAGGGGUAACGGACUGACGCUCAUGCUGUGCUCGGCUACAUGUCUGUAAUGGGACUCUAAAGACAAAAUGCAUUCCUCUGGCUCCAUAAAAGCUGUCCAUACUUGUUCUGACAGCUUUACUUUUAAAUAUAACAGAAUUAUUUUGCUGCUUAAAGCACAAGCACAUAUUUAUCCACAAAUACCACGAAGCAGCCCUAAAGUUCAGAUCGUACAUGUUUUACUGUAUGAAGUCUUAUAUAAUCACCCUGAGGUGAGCUUAGUGGUUGCUAACAUGGAGUUUGGGCAUGGACUGUCUUCUAAACGACGUCUUUGUAAAAAGAUCAAGCUGGACCUUGACCUAUUUUUAAUUUGUUGUUUUUUUUAAACACGCACUUAAUGAACGAUCCCUCACAUAAUUAUUAAUUGGGAAUGUUAAUACCAGAUUACCUCGUAUUUGUCUUCAUCAUUAAAAGUGUAAUAAAACUUAAAUAGAUAUUGCUAUUAUUAGCAUAUGUUGCAGGUAAGCUAACAAGGCUACACGCUGAUGUAAACAGGUUGUUUUAGCUAAAUCACUGACAUUUCAUUUCAAAACAGAAACUUAAGAGUUAAUAUUUUGAUGUAAUUACACAGAAAGCUAAAUCAGAUCUAAUCAGUAGAAGCAAAAGGACGAAACAGGAUUUAUUUUUAGUCACUGACACCUGAAGAUAAUAUAAACACUUAUAUGUGAAUUAAUAUAGUCAAACUGAUCAAAUAAGUGAAGAUGAACAUUACAUUUAUUUGAUAUAAUGCUUUCCUUAUUAAAUUCUGCUUGCUUGUGGUACAAACUAUAAACCUUAAUUUAAGAGACUAGAAUAGUGCUAUCAUUAGAGGUGGGAUUCUGGGAACAAAUCAUGCAACAUUUUCCAACUUAUAUAUGAGUCCACCAGGGCAGCAAACAAAGGGUGCAUCAACAAAAUAUGACUGUAAAUUCAAUAAAUAUAUUUCUAAAUAUA
Girardinichthys multiradiatus is the source of this 2752-nucleotide messenger RNA. RefSeq names its product transmembrane protein 204 (gene tmem204). The transcript has 3 exons. The coding region runs from base 1074 to 1754 and encodes 226 amino acids. NCBI's taxonomy places the organism in Eukaryota, Metazoa, Chordata, Actinopteri, Cyprinodontiformes, Goodeidae. The record is from RefSeq and is a predicted model, not a curated record.